AUGAGUGCUACAAGGAGCACAAGAUUCUUCCGACCCUGGAACAUCCAUGAAACCGUUGGUGGAACUAACACGGCGUCGGUUGGAGGAAACGAGAACCGGCACGAAAUGGAAGAGCCAGUAGAACGGCAAGAUGAAGAUGUCACCGCUCCUUCAGGCGUUACUUCCGGAGAGGUCAGCUCCGGAAGUUCAUCGGACAGCGACGUUUCCUCGGCUGGCACCAUGGUAUCGGCGUACAGCGACGGUGCAAUUAGGAGUAUUUCCAUGGCACCCCAAGAAUCUGCGUUUCAAAUAGCGAACUACAAUUAUCUAGCGAGCACUCUGCAUCAAAACAAUACGAACCUCACAAAUACUUUCCAUCUUGGCUUGGAUUUGGCCAGUUCUUCAACGUCUCCGACAGUGUUUCCGGCCAUGUUGGGGAUGUACUGUCCAUCGUCCAUGGACCAGGCCGUUGAGAGAGUUCACUUGCAAGACGCGGCUGCGAAACAGAUGAAGAAAUUGCGGCCGAAGAAAUUUCGAUGCGAACUCUGCGACGUCGCGUUCAGCAAUAACGGACAGCUGAAGGGACACGUCCGUAUACAUACAGGAGAGAGGCCCUUUAAAUGCGACGCGGAGGGAUGCGGAAAAUCGUUCACUAGAAACGAAGAACUUACGAGGCAUAAGAGGAUUCAUACGGGAGUUCGUCCACACGGUUGCAUCGUCUGCGGGAAGCAUUUCGGAAGGAAGGAUCAUCUGAAGAAACACAUGAGAACGCACGAGAAUCGAGAUCCAUAUCGUGUGUCAGCAGCAGCGUUAGGGAUGUUCGCCCUUGGCUCGGUUCUACCACAAGGCUCUCCGUUUCCACCGUAUCUAUAUCCAUUUUGA
Molecule: messenger RNA, 861 nt
Organism: Osmia lignaria (orchard mason bee)
Lineage: Eukaryota; Metazoa; Arthropoda; Insecta; Hymenoptera; Megachilidae
Biological process (GO): regulation of transcription by RNA polymerase II
Molecular function (GO): DNA-binding transcription factor activity, RNA polymerase II-specific; RNA polymerase II cis-regulatory region sequence-specific DNA binding
Source: RefSeq, a predicted model, not a curated record